Molecule: messenger RNA, 1143 nt
Organism: Diaporthe amygdali
Lineage: Eukaryota; Fungi; Ascomycota; Sordariomycetes; Diaporthales; Diaporthaceae
Exons: 4
Coding region: 1-1143 (380 amino acids)
Source: RefSeq, a predicted model, not a curated record
AUGAUUGCCAUGACCGAUACGGGGUCUGAUUUUGUGUCCCUGAAAGCAUAUCAUGUCAUCCAGUGGUUGUUCUUUGCCCUCUGUCUACUUGCUUUCGCGGGCCGUACGUAUGUUCGUUACGUUUGUUUCCACCGUCUCCUCGUUGAGGACUGGCUUAUGCUCUUGGCCCUAGCAUGCCAUUUGGGCUUAGCUAUCAUGGGCCAACUGUUCUUAGCCAACAUAUAUGAGGUGACUGCUGCUGAGCAUGGCGCGCCAAUUGGGCCCAACUUCUUUACGAGCGGAUUGCAUGCCCUCAAGGCAUUCGGAGUCCUAUCGGUACUGAGUGUGAUUGGAAUUUGGCUCAUCAAACUCAACUUUCUCUUGUUCUUUUAUCGACUUGGCAACCAGAUUGCCGUAUACCGGGUCGUGUGGUGGAUUGUCUUUAUCUUCAGUAUUGGCUGUGGUGCAGGUUGCUUGGGGCUAUUCCAAUACCCGUGCAUGUUCGGCAGUCUCGAGACCGUCUUCGUGCAGUGCUCUACAUUCUCUGUCAUUCGAGAGACGUACGUUCGUGUCGUCAUGACCGCGGUUCUUGACAUUGUGUCCGAUGUCACCAUUCUCGCUUUCCCCAUCUACAUUCUCUGGAAAGUCAAGAUCACUUUACGGAAGAAACUCCUUCUUUCAGCAGUAUUCGGUAUGGUUGGGUUUACAAUCGCCGUUACAAUCGUUCGUGGCAGUAUUUUCGGUGGCGUCUAUAAAUCUAUUAACGAAAGUGGGGAGAACCAAGUGAACAUCACUUGGAUAACUUUCUGGUUCCUCGUCGAGUUCACUGUUGCCUACAUCAUCGCCUGCAUCGUCUCGUUCCGAACACUCUUCGUUCACAAUGAGCAGCAGUCUGAGGCAAGAGAUGCAGGGCGCAAGCGGCAAGAGUCGGAAGAGCGCAGGAGACAAGGCCUGAUGGAGAGGAUGCGCAGGCUCCACGACUCGAUCCUGGACACAUGCCGCACCUGGGAGGGCCACUGGGACGACUCAAGCCUGUCUCUCUUGCGCACAUUCCGGUUGCCCAAGCCGCCUUCGGGAAGAUUGAGUGUUGAUUUUUCGAGAGACACCGGGGUGUCUUCCAGCCAGAGGGUCUCGAAAGAAUUGAGCAAUGAAUUCCAGGCCUGA